This is a messenger RNA of Sebastes umbrosus (honeycomb rockfish), 2639 nucleotides long. RefSeq names its product allograft inflammatory factor 1-like (gene aif1l). Lineage: Eukaryota; Metazoa; Chordata; Actinopteri; Perciformes; Sebastidae. Gene Ontology annotation, biological process: ruffle assembly; actin filament bundle assembly. The record is from RefSeq and is a predicted model, not a curated record. Gene Ontology annotation, cellular component: actin filament; ruffle membrane. Gene Ontology annotation, molecular function: calcium ion binding; actin filament binding.
AGUUUAUUUUGAAAGAUUGACCGGAUGUCCCUUCUCUAAAUGCGUCCGUCUUGACCCCGACGGUACCAAGUGUCCCAGUGAGCCAAUCUGUACCGGAGAAUAGGAGGAGCGGCCCGGCGGACAGUACGGUAGCCUUCUGGCUCGGAUAGUCGGAUAGUCGGAUAGUCGGAUAGUUGUCUUUCUCUGGAUCUAGAGCCACAGACUGACUCCGGGAUGCCUUCUAAUGUACAAGGAGGGAAAGCCUUCGGACUGUUGAAGGAGCAGCAGCGGUCCAAACUGGAGGAGAUCAACAAGGAAUACCUGGAAGACCAGAAAUACAGGGAUGAAGAGGACCUGGCCGAAAAAUUGGAAGGUCUCAAAAAUAAAUAUUCUGAGUUUGACCUGAAUGACCAAGGAGAGAUCGAUAUGAUGGGUCUGAUGAUGAUGGAGAAGCUGGGGGUGCCCAAGACCCACUUGGAGUUGAAAAAAAUGAUUGUUGAGGUGACGGGCGGCGGCAGCAGCAACACUAUCAACUACAGGGACUUUGUCAAGAUGAUGCUGGGCAAGCGUUCAGCUGUGCUCAAAACUAGUCUUAAUCUUUGAGGACAAAGCCAACGGCGCUGCCUGCAAACCAGACGGACCCCCUCCAAAGCGGGACAUUGCUAGCCUGCCUUAAGCUAGGCCGUCAGCCUCCCAGCCUGCUGGUGAAGCAGAGGAACCAUGGGCGUUCUCUUUAACAUGUGGAGUGUUGUAUUAGUGUGGGACCAGUGAUGGAGGAUGUUCUGUUGUGAUAUACGAUGUGUGCAAGGGUGUUUGUUAUUCAGAAAGACUGAGCCCACAACUCACUACAUGAUGGACUGUGAAUAUUAUCAUUCAUCUUUUUUUCCUUUAAUUGAAAUGUAGCAUCGGUAGUUGAACAUGUAAUCUGCUAGAUAAAUUCCAUUUUGUAGUGAGUGUUUCAUGGUUCUAUUUUAAGGGGAAGACAUCUAAAUUCUCCAGAGGUUGUUUUUUCCCUUCUUUGAUUCUUCAUUUAGCGAGAGGAGGAUGCUUUUGGAGAAGCACAAGGAAAAGAAGCAGUUUUCCCAACACAUUUUUGCACUGUCCUCUCAGUGGGUUCAGAUGGAUUCUUGCCAGGCUAAUCUUGGUCAGCGUCUCGCUUUAGAUCAGGUGCCAGAGAUUACAGGCCCAGCCCAUUUCCUCUGGGUCAAAGUCAUCAGCCGUUGGGCCAAAAUACUGAUCUGGAAUCAGUAACUAGGUUAUCAUGGCCACCUUUUGAUCUGAAAAGCAUGUUUUUGUAGAUGUUCUGCUCUGCGUUUUUUAAUCUCAACUGUGUGAGUGAAUAAGAGAUCAUGUUGACGCAUGGACGUUCAGUUUCGUAUGUGGCUUGAAUAACAGCAGAAUCUGUAAGGUUAAGCACAUGUUAGUUUUGGAAGGCGUGUGAUUUACCACACAAGCGUAACAAAUGUACAUAAUAUACUCCACACCGUACAAUCAUAUUCUUUCCAAGUGCCUCAACAUGCAGAUACUGUAGAGCUUAAACACAGCGACUGAGAAGGGGGAGUGCACACGAGUGUUCAGUUCCAGCAGUCUUCUUAGCUUACUAAUUCCAGAAAAAAGGUGAACUAAUGUUUGUUAUUUGGUGAGAUAGUUUUCGAUGAUGUGUGAUGGGAUUAUAUUGGAUCUGGUGUUUCCACAACAAUUCUGACUGAGUGACGUUCACAAGUGGUGGCUUUUUAAAUGUAUUUUAUUCCUUUUUCUUACCAUUUUUUUACGUCACCGCAAGCGUUUAAACCUGUUUGUUGGGUGAUUUGACUGUUUAGGUUACGCUAUACUUCAUACAUGUGUUAUUAGUUUCUCUUUGUCUUGGAUUCACCCUCCCCUCCCCCACAUGUUUUCCAUCAGCUAACCAGCCCUCUCUGGGUUCAUUGUCCUGUGAAUUCUGUAAUGUGUGCCUCCUCUACUCACGCUACUUACUGUGAAUUUGGUACUUGUAGUAUUUUUAACCCACUUAACAUGUUUUGAAAACUCUUCUUUGUUUCCAGUCUGAUAGGUACAUUAACAUUUUAAUGUUGUUAAGAUGCACAUUGUUUGCAGACACCAAAGGAAGUUAAAAUAUUCUUACACGACUUGGCCUGUUAAUUGUUUAUGGCUGUAAUGGAGAGCUCUUUUUAAACUCUGGACCUAAUUUUGACCUGGGGUGAAUAAUAAGUUUAAUAGGUAUAAGAAUAGUGUUUAAUUGUGGUUAUUAUUUCACUUGUGAACACCAGUGUUUGUUCAGAACACAUUUCCACUCUUCUGUUUAUAGCAGGAGAUUGACGUACUAGAUGGAGAGGGAGAUUUAGUCACAUUAAUGCCUUUAAUGCAGCCCAUUGUGUUGUAUAUGAAGGUGAGUGGCGUGUUUUGGCUAUCAGUGCUGAUGAACAUAAAGGUGAACCUUGUGCAUUAUUCAUUUUGCAAUUGAGAAAAUCUCAGUUUUGCAUGAUCCAUCGUCCUCAUUCAUUCACAGGGAAGACAUAAAUAGUGUGUGAAUCUUUGGAUGUGACAACAGGUUAUAAUAAUGCUUUCAUUCCAUAUUUGUCCUCAUGAACUUUUGCUAAAUGUACGUGCAGCUGUGUGCAGACAGACUCUGGAGCAAUAAAUGUUUUUCAUGAAAAAGUCAA